Molecule: messenger RNA, 651 nt
Organism: Penicillium angulare
Lineage: Eukaryota; Fungi; Ascomycota; Eurotiomycetes; Eurotiales; Aspergillaceae
Product: DUF3716 domain-containing protein
Exons: 3
Coding region: 1-651 (216 amino acids)
Source: RefSeq, a predicted model, not a curated record
AUGGAUCAAAACACCCCACCAAACACGCAGCCCCUCCUCCAUACACGCCGCGGCCUCCUUUUACUGGCGCGCAGCCACUCACUGUUACCGGCACGCAGCCAAUUCAACAUCGCGCACAGCUCGCCCGCCGAGUUGUCGAGCCACCAAACCGUCGGCACACCAUUGACUGUGCCUCAAGCACCAGCCGGUGAUGAGGAACUCCCACCGGGUGAGUGGGCGGCUCACGCCAAACAGCUCCCCUGGCAAGUCACGAGGACGGGCGGUUUUGUCAAAACGCAGGCCCUGGAGCUACUUAUUGAGGCCCCCUCCCGACGUGAGCCUGCCCAGCGGUCAUCAACCCAGUAUACCGGAAAGAAACUGGAUGAGCGGGUCUCGACCAGUGCCGCCAACGCCGAGUUAAUCUUGAUGCAGGUAGUUGGCAGUGUGGCAGAGCAAGAGUGCAAAAGAUGCCUCAAGAGGAAUGGCCCUUGGGCCCACUGCGUACGGUUCCACGACAUCACCCGUACCGUCACAGCGUGUGCAAAUUGCCAGUGGAACGGGAAUAAGAAGCGCUGCGACUUCUAUCAACCGCCUGUCGGGGCUGCCGAGAACAAACGGGCCGAGGUCGACCAGAUCCUCGCGAUGAUGGCGCAACUGAGAUUGUCGAUGUAA